Molecule: messenger RNA, 439 nt
Organism: Belonocnema kinseyi
Lineage: Eukaryota; Metazoa; Arthropoda; Insecta; Hymenoptera; Cynipidae
Exons: 4
Coding region: 41-439 (132 amino acids)
Source: RefSeq, a predicted model, not a curated record
AUCUUUGUUCGGAAGCAGAAAUUAAGCGAAUUCUUCUACGAUGAAGUGUGCCAUCUUCUGCUGCUUACUUGCAUUAUGUGCCUUAGAACUAGUAAAUGCAGAUCUGAAUACUAGACUAAGUAACUUAUAUUUAAAGUCUUUGGAGAAUAUCACGAAGUACAUAACACCAAAGUUUAACGAAAUAGAGGAUUUGGUUCAUUCAAAGCAGAGGAAAAAACAUUGUCUGGACACCUUCAACUCCUCACACAGUAAACUUAAAACACGGAAAGUAAUUUCGUUAAAUAAAUGUCUUCAGGAUGGCCGUGACGCAAAUGAUUACAUGAUUGCGGAUGCUUGCUGUUCAUCAGAUAUUCAAUCUUUACAAACUGCGAUUGAUACCAUGUAUAAUGACGCUAUUAAGUGCCUCCAUCGUAGAAGUACGCAAUCUUCUGGUAACUGA